Vitis riparia (riverbank grape) is the source of this 963-nucleotide messenger RNA. Its product is annotated as ankyrin repeat-containing protein BDA1-like. Gene Ontology annotation, molecular function: protein binding. The record is from RefSeq and is a predicted model, not a curated record. Lineage: Eukaryota; Viridiplantae; Streptophyta; Magnoliopsida; Vitales; Vitaceae. Bases 1 to 963 code for a protein of 320 amino acids. The transcript is spliced from 3 exons.
AUGGAGACAAGACUAUCGGAGGCAGCAAUGAAGGGAAGCGUAGAUUCUCUAAUGAAAAUUCUUCAAGAAAAGCCGCUAAUUCUAGAAAGAACCAUCGUCUCUUGCAUCUCCGAGACGCCUCUUCACACCGCUGCCAUGCUCGGCCACCUUCAUUUCGUCAAAGAGCUUCUCACUCUGAAACCCGAGCUUGCUGCCCAGUUGGAUUUCCAUGGUGCGGCGCCUCUUCACCUGGCGGCGACUAAAGGCCACGCGGAGGUGGUGAGGCAGCUGCUGCUGGCAGAUCCUGAGGUCUGUACGGUGAGAAAUGAAGACGGGAGGACGCCUCUCCACGUGGCGGAGUUCAAAGGGCGAGCCGAGAAUCGGUUGGAGGCGUUGAGGGCGUUGGUAGAAGCGAUGGGGGGAGACGAUGGUGAGAUUGUGAAUUGGAAGGACUCUGAUGGCAACACUGUUCUGCAUAUUGCUGUGGCCAAGAAGCAGAUUAAGAUGAUAAAAUUUCUGCUUACUAAAUUUGGAAUGGAAGUCAACACAUUGAAUGCAAGUGGCUUUACUGCUUUUCAUAUCUUAAUGCAAAGCCCCAGAGAUUUGAGGGAUAUGGACAUUGAAGAUUACCUUUUAGGUGCAGGAGCCUUAAGUUCUAGGGAUUUGAACAUGAUUCUGCCUGAUGGGGUUCCGGUGAAGAGCCCUAUCACAAAAGGGCUAGCCUCCCCCGAGAUAAAAGCCCUGGCCUCAUCAAAGAGCAUAGGGAAGAUUCCGGCGAAGAAGCAUAAAAAUACUGACUGGCUUGGUCGGAAGCGAAGUGCAUUGAUGGUAGUGGCAUCACUGCUUGCAACCGUGGCCUUCCAAGCUGGAAUAAGCCCACCAGGAGGUGUUUGGCAAGAUGAUCUUACAGUAGACUCCGAUGGCAACUCUGUUGAGAACCCACAAAGUUGGUACUGCUGUAAUGCCAUGCAGCCAGAGAGUUGA